UUUUGCGACAGAAAAAAACGAGUAGUUGCAAAAUUUGCAACCGAAUUUAUAAUAAUUGCUAUGCGGUUGCUAAUCUGCGACGCUCUUAUAAUAAUUUGCAACUAACACGGUAGUUGCUACUAUUAUUUUUAAUAUUUAUUAAAAAGAAAUAAUAAAAAAAACCCUUAGUAUAAUAAAAAAAAAAACCCUUAGUAUAAUAAAAAACAAGUUAUUGCCGCCAAAAAAACAAGAAUUAUCAUCAGUAUUCACCGUCAAAAACAAGAGUAUCAUACUCUUCCUCAAAAAAAAAAAAAGUUCAGAACCUCAAAGCAAGCAGCCAUCACCGUCGUCUUCCUCUGCUGCUGUUGCGCCACCACCACUUCCCCCAGCGCACAUAUACUUGGAGACCUGAGUUCGAUGCUAAGGCUAGGAGAGAAUUUGACAAAAAAGCUGGGGACCGACUUAGGGGCACAUUGAACCAAGUUUACAAAAUGUCUCUCCAUAAGCAAGUUAGUUUCAUGACUGACACUGUUCGAGCUGAAUUCAUAAAUAAGCGUAAGCAUCCUGAUUUUGUAAAACGUUCUAACCAAGCAAGAGAUAAUUGGUUAUCUGGCCAAACAUUAGAGAAGUUUGACCCUGGCCAUCGCCAAGGUAGCGUAUCUACUCCUCAAGUGGUUAAAAAAAUGGCAAAGAAAAAGGAUGGAAUUUUACCAACUGCUGCUGAAGUCUAUGAGAGCACUCAUUCUGUUUGUGUGGGUAAUGAUGAAGUUGAAUUGAUGGGUGACAAGUCUAAAAAAGUCACUGUAUGAGUAUACUUCUAUAUUUUUCUAAGAUUACAAAAAAAUAUAUGGUAGUUAAUGUUUGGAGAUAUUAUGGAUUGUUUAUUUGUUUGUGUGAUUGAGUUGGAGGAUAAGAAUGAUUUGUCGGCAUAAAUCAUAUGAUUAAUGUGGUAUGGCAUAAUGUGAAAUGAAACAGGUUUAUUUUGAAGCCAUGCCCUAUAGGAGGGAAUUCUUCAAUUUACAAAGAAGACUCUGUCGAAAUUUUUACUAAUAACUGCUUUCAUAA
Messenger RNA from Chenopodium quinoa (quinoa), 1044 nucleotides. RefSeq lists its product as uncharacterized. The transcript is spliced from 3 exons. The record is from RefSeq and is a predicted model, not a curated record. Bases 471 to 788 code for a protein of 105 amino acids. NCBI's taxonomy places the organism in Eukaryota, Viridiplantae, Streptophyta, Magnoliopsida, Caryophyllales, Amaranthaceae.